Gymnogyps californianus (California condor) is the source of this 1482-nucleotide messenger RNA. RefSeq names its product cytochrome P450 2W1. The record is from RefSeq and is a predicted model, not a curated record. Gene Ontology annotation, molecular function: iron ion binding; oxidoreductase activity, acting on paired donors, with incorporation or reduction of molecular oxygen, reduced flavin or flavoprotein as one donor, and incorporation of one atom of oxygen; heme binding. The coding region runs from base 1 to 1482 and encodes 493 amino acids. Gene Ontology annotation, cellular component: cytoplasm; intracellular membrane-bounded organelle. NCBI's taxonomy places the organism in Eukaryota, Metazoa, Chordata, Aves, Accipitriformes, Cathartidae. The transcript is spliced from 9 exons. Gene Ontology annotation, biological process: xenobiotic metabolic process.
AUGGCUGCCUUCACACCCCUCUUCAUCGGUGGGCUAUGUGCGUUGCUUUUAUCAGCUGUACUCUAUGUUUUAAAAGUUUUUAAGCAAUCAGCUUUAAAUUUGCCUCCUGGUCCAUUUCCUCUUCCGAUCAUUGGGAACCUGCAUUUGCUGGACAUCAGAAGGCAAGACAAGUCACUAAUGAAGAUUUCAGAGAAAUAUGGCCCCGUGUUCACCGUCCAUUUGGGUUUUCAGAAGGUGGUGGUGCUGACUGGCUAUGAGGCAGUAAAGGAUGCCCUUCUGAACACGGCGGAUGUGUUUGCAGACAGACCAGCUAUACCCAUAUUCUAUCACAUCCAACAUGGAAAUGGUGUGUUCUUUUCUUCUCAAGAGCUCUGGAAGACGACACGGCGGUUCACCGUAGCCACCAUGCGGGAUCUCGGCAUGGGGAAGCAUCUUGGAGAACAAAUGAUGCUUGAGGAGCUUCACUUUCUCAUCGAGUUGAUCAAAUCCUUCAAAGGUGGACCUUUCCGCUUACGAUUUUUGAAUAUGGCUCCCACCAACAUCACCUUUGCUAUUCUUUUUGGGAGAAGGUUUGAUUAUGAAGACCCAACAUAUCUCACUCUAUUAAGACUCAUAGAUGAAGUCAUGCACCUUCUUGGCUCUCCGUUCUUGCAUUUAUUUAAUUUCUACCCAUUCCUUGGAUUUCUCCUCAAACCUCACAAGAUGAUACUGAAAAAAGUAGAAGAGGUGUGUGUGAUCUUAAAGAAGUGUAUCAAGGAAAGCAAAGGAAGUAUUAAUGAACACAACCUGACGAGCUACAUUGAUGCAUUGGUAUUCAAACAAGAGGAGCAAAAUAAAAGCAAUACGCUUUUUCAUGAUGAGAAUGUAUUGGCCUCUGCACUCGACCUGCUCAUGGCUGGCACAGAGACAACAUCCACGACAUUGCAAUGGGCCAUCCUGCUGCUGAUGAAGUACCCUGAGAUUCAAAAAAAGGUGCAUGCAGAGAUUGAGCAAGUUCUUGGCCCUGGCUGCUUGCCUACUUUUGCGGACCGGAAAAACAUGCCAUUUACCAAUGCAGUGAUCCAUGAGGUGCAGAGAUUUGUCACUCUCCUGCCACAUGUUCCACGGUGCACGUCUGUUGACACCCACUUUAAAGGCUACUUCAUCCCCAAGGGAACAACAGUGAUUCCUCUACUCACCUCCGUGCUGCUGGAUAAAACGCAAUGGGAGACACCGAAUGAAUUCAACCCCAACCAUUUCCUUGAUGCAGAUGGGAACUUCGUAAAGCAGAAAGCGUUCCUGCCUUUCUCCGCAGGGCGGAGAAACUGCAUUGGAGAAAGUCUUGCCACGAUGGAGCUCUUCAUCUUCUUCACAGGCUUGAUCCAGAAAUUUACUUUUAAGCCUCCACCUGGGGUCAAAGAAUCGGAGCUGGACACGACUGCAGAGGCUGGAUUCACCAUGAGACCCCAUCCACAGUGUGCCUGCGCUGUGCUCCGCCAAUAA